ACGUGGACCAAUUGCCAAUAUACAAAUUGCAAGAGGAAUGUUGUAAACCUGUAUAAAUGCAUGAUGGCAUCCACUGAUUUAGAGAGGUUGUCGGACAUCCCACCCCAAGACGCAUUGUGCGAAGAGUCCUCGAUGCAGUACGAGCCGCAGAACUCGCAGCCGGACGUCGAGUUCGGCUUCGGCAAAGGACGCAAUGAGACAUCGGCAUAUGCAAGGAAGGUGGACCUGAACAUGCCGCUCCUUGUUAUCACGGUCGUCGGAGCCAUCUUUCUGCUCUUCACGUCGUCGUUCCGGCCAAUUGUGCUUGUUUUGACGUUCUGCGGGUACGGCGCGGUGUUUUCGUUGUACCUGAGCCAUUGGGUGCUCUCGAAAGACGAUGGUACCCCUGAUAUGCGGGAAGUGUCCAUCCCGAUCCGCGAAGGCGCCGAGGGGUUCCUCCGCAUCCAGUACACUGCAAUCUCGCAAAUUGCGGUUGGCUUGGCGCUCUUGAUCUUCUUCAGCUACUCGCUGCGUCCCAACUCGGUGCAUGCGUCCGGUGUGGAGAAACUCGGCAACGUCACGCUCGGCAUCCUCGGUGCGAUCUCGUUUGGUCUUGGGGCUGUGUGUUCAGCCGGCGCGGGUUACAUCAGCAUGUGGGUGUCGGCGCAGUCAAAUAUUCGUGUCGCCAGUGCGGCCCGACGAUCGUACGGUGAAGCGUUGUUGAUCUGCUUCCGCGGCGGAGCGUUUUCUGCAGUCCUGGACAUCACGUUGUGCGUGGCGGGGGUGAGCAUCCUGUAUGUGCUGCUGCACGCCGCGUUCACGCCGCUUGUGAGUGCGACCGAGAUCCCGAUGCUCAUGGUCGGGUACGGUUUUGGGGCGUCGUUUGUGGCGUUGUUCAUGCAACUGGGCGGUGGCAUUUACACCAAGGCGGCGGACGUCGGUGCCGAUUUGGUCGGAAAAGUCGAGCAAGGCAUUCCUGAAGACGACCCGCGCAACCCUGCUGUGAUUGCCGAUUUGGUCGGCGACAUGGUUGGCGAUUGUGUCGGGAGCAGCGCCGACGUGUUUGAAAGCGUGGCGGCCGAGAUUAUUGGCGCUAUGAUCCUGGGUGGGUCGCUUGCAAAGGAAGGCGGCAUCGAGUCGCCCGUCGCGUUUGUCUUCUUUCCCGUCGUUGUGCAUGCAUUCGACAUCAUCGUGUCGUCGAUUGGAAUUUUGUGCGUGACCGAACCGAGCCCGACCGAGUCGGACCCGAUGACGACGUUGCAGCGAGGGUACACCAUCACGCUGCUCUUGGCCCUCCUUGGCUUUGGCCUCAGCACACGCUGGCUCCUGUACACGGCCGUCGCACCGUCCGGCUGGUUCAACUUCUUUUUGUGCGGGCUGGUCGGCAUGGCGACGGCCUAUGUCUUUGUCAAGUCGACGCAGUACUACACCGACUACGCGUACACGCCGGUGCGAUCGAUUGCAAAGGCGAGUACGACGGGCCAUGGCACCAACAUCAUCACGGGCGUCGCGGUCGGGAUGAAGUCAACUGUCGUACCGACGCUUAUGGUGAGCUUCAGCGUGAUCGCUGCGUAUCGAUUGGGUUCGUCGUCUGGCAUCGGGAGCGGUCGCACGGGCGGGUUGUUCGGCACUGCCGUCGCGACCAUGGGCAUGCUCAGCUCGGCUGUGUUUGUUUUGGCCAUGAACAACUACGGCCCGAUCGCCGACAACGCGGGCGGGAUCGCCGAAAUGAGCAGCCAGCCAGAGUAUGUGCGCGAUGCCACCGACAAAUUGGAUGCCGCGGGCAACGUGACCAAAGCGAUCACAAAGGGGUACUCGAUCGGGUCGGCCGCCCUCGCGUGCUUUGUUUUGUUUGGCGCGUUUAUGGACGAGUUCAGUGCGUUCGCUGGCGUCCCGUUCACGACAGUCGACAUCGCGACGGUCGAAGUCCUCGUGGGGGGGCUGCUUGGGACCAUGAUGGUGUUUUUCUUCACGGGGCUUGCGGUCGCCGCCGUCGGCGACACCGCGGGCGACGUGGUCCUGGAAGUCCGCCGUCAGUUUGAGAUGUAUCCGGGCAUCAUGCAAGGCACGCAAAAGCCAGACUACCGCACGUGUGUCGCACUUGUCACAAAGGCUGCGCUGAAGCAGAUGCGGCUCCCGGGGCUCUUGGCAGUGCUCAUGCCGGUCGCGGUCGGCCUCAUCUUCCGCGUGGUUGGCGAGUACCAAAGCAAGCCGCUGCUUGGCGCCGAAGUUCUCGCCGGGUACCUCAUGUUUGGCACGGUCACAGGGAUCAUGAUGGCGCUUUUCCUCGACAACGUCGGGGGUGCAUGGGACAAUGCAAAAAAGUACGUCGAACUCGGCAACUUUGGCGGCAAGGGCAGCGAAGCCCACAAGGCGGCCGUCACCGGGGACACGGUCGGCGACCCGUUCAAGGACACGGCGGGCCCGGCGCUGCACGUCGUGAUCAAGCUGCUGUCGACAACGGUACUCGUGCUGGGGCCGUUGUUCGUCACGCAUGUCGGGCACGGGGUGUAGCAAACGAUAAUGAAAAUCAAACCGACUUUGGUCGCGGCGGCGGCGGCAGGAGGCGCUACGCCCUCGCGAUCGUGAUUGGAAACACGGGAUUGUCGACGCGGUGCAGCGACGUGCCGCG
This is a messenger RNA of Aphanomyces invadans, 2611 nucleotides long. Its product is annotated as V-type H(+)-translocating pyrophosphatase. Lineage: Eukaryota; Oomycota; Saprolegniomycetes; Saprolegniales; Verrucalvaceae. Bases 61 to 2493 code for a protein of 810 amino acids. The transcript is spliced from 3 exons. Gene Ontology annotation, molecular function: diphosphate hydrolysis-driven proton transmembrane transporter activity; inorganic diphosphate phosphatase activity. Gene Ontology annotation, biological process: proton transmembrane transport. The record is from RefSeq and is a predicted model, not a curated record. Gene Ontology annotation, cellular component: membrane.